GGGGUCUUUUUCAGAGGUUUUUAUGGUGAGAGAGAAGAAAACAGGAAAACUGUAUGCCCUGAAAUGUCUGAAGAAAAAACACCUAGCUCAUAGCAACCUGGAAAAUGAAAUCAAUGUACUGAGAAGGAUAAAGCACGAGAACGUGGUGGGACUGGAGGAUUUCUAUGAGAGUCGAACACACUAUUACCUUGUCAUGCAACUGGUGUCAGGUGGGGAGCUGUUUGAUCGCAUCUUAGACAAGGGGGUUUACACUGAGAGGGAUGCCAGCACAGUCAUCAAACAGGUGCUGCAGGCCGUCAGCUAUCUGCAUGAAAACAGCAUUGUACACAGGGACCUUAAG
Molecule: messenger RNA, 340 nt
Organism: Micropterus salmoides (largemouth bass)
Lineage: Eukaryota; Metazoa; Chordata; Actinopteri; Centrarchiformes; Centrarchidae
Product: calcium/calmodulin-dependent protein kinase type 1G-like
Exons: 3
Biological process (GO): peptidyl-serine phosphorylation
Cellular component (GO): intracellular anatomical structure
Molecular function (GO): calmodulin binding; ATP binding; calcium/calmodulin-dependent protein kinase activity
Source: RefSeq, a predicted model, not a curated record